This is a messenger RNA of Aspergillus brunneoviolaceus CBS 621.78, 1005 nucleotides long. Its product is annotated as putative alpha/beta hydrolase. Lineage: Eukaryota; Fungi; Ascomycota; Eurotiomycetes; Eurotiales; Aspergillaceae. The transcript is spliced from 5 exons. The coding region runs from base 1 to 1005 and encodes 334 amino acids. The record is from RefSeq and is a predicted model, not a curated record. Gene Ontology annotation, cellular component: mitochondrion.
AUGUCCUUUAUCAGACCGCGCCCCCACCUCUUCCUCCAUUCCCUGCAUACGUCACCGCCACCACCACCACCAGCAGCAGCAGCCGCACGAGUCCAACUGGCCUACGAGCUCCAUCACCACCACCGCCAACCACCUCGCAUCAGCAGCAGCAGUAGCCCCUCAACAUCGCCAAUUCUCUUCCUCCAUGGGUUUCUCGGCUCAAAGCGCGAGAAUCGGACGAUUAGUAGGCAAGCACUUCCCUCCCGACUUGGACAACUGGCCAAGGAUACCUCUCGAUCAGUCUAUGCAUUGGAUCUGCGCAAUCACGGCGACUCCGGCCACCAUCCGAAACACGAUUAUGUGGAACUCGCGCUAGAUGUGCGAAGCUUCAUCGAGAAGCACCGCAUUCGAGAGCCGACGAUCAUCGGACAUUCGAUGGGAGCGAAAACAGCUUUAACCCUGGCGCUGGAAUCUCCCCACCUCAUCAAAGAUGUCGUGGCCAUCGACAACGGUCCCAUCCAUCUGCCGCUCAAAUCGGAUUUUCUUGGAUACCUCCAAGGCUUGGCCCGAUUGCAAGAGGAGCGGAUCACGAGCCAUCGGCAAGCCGAUGAAAUUCUGGCGGCAUAUGAGAAGGACCCCGCCAUUCGGCUCUGGCUCAUCAGCAACCUCGUAAAGAAACCAAAUUCGCCAUAUCUCGACCUGCGAAUUCCUGUGGAGAUCCUGAAAACGGCCAUGGGGCCUUUGGGCAAUUUCCCCUACCGAGAGACCCAGGAAGAAGGAGGAUGCAGGCAGUUUCAUGGACGGUUACUCUUCCUGAGAGCACUUCGGAGCCAUUACAUUCCGGAAACGGCAUUUCCGACGAUAUUUUCGUUCUUCCCAGCCUCCAAGAUCGUAAAUAUCGAUAGUGGUCACUGGAUCGUUCAAGAGAAACCGGAGGAACUCCGGCAAAGUACGUUUGUGCUUCCCCUGCCCAACCUAUCCCUCGUUAUUAUCGCCUGGAGCCGAAUGCGCGAUACUGACGCUUAG